AUGCUUCCCUGUCUUCUGUUGUUGAUUUGGCUUCGUCUCUACAUGGCCAGACAUGCUCAGCACUGGCAGCCCAUCACCGACUUUGCCACGAAGAUCUACUUCUUUGGCUGGGACGCAACAAGCUUGUACGAGCCAGAGGUGUUGGAACGCUUUAUGGCCAUUUCACAGACGAGGCUUUGGGGUCUUUCUUGGCCCUUGAUGCACUCGGAAAACUGGACCAAAGCCGAGCCAAAGAUUCGAGGCUUGCUGGCAAGCAUUGGCUGCUGUUUGGUGAGCCCCUUGCUUUUCCUGCCGCGGCUCCUCAACCAUCUCGACCUUUUGCGUUUCUGGUCGGAGACAGAACCGUUGCGCAUGGUUAUGCUGUACUGCCUGUCCUUCCCUGCAGCACGGAGGGCUUCCCAAAGCCUAUACUGUCAGGAGCUGGGCCAGACGGGGCCGGACCAGGUAGUGCUCUACUAUAGUGGCGCCAUCGAGUGCAGCCCCUCGCAGAGUUUGCACUAUUUGGCCGCGCUUGGUGCACUGAUUUGGUCAUUGUGGCCAUUCUUGUGCUGGUGGCAGAUGUGCCGCAGCCGCAAGAAUGGUAUGGAAGAAGCAGCCUUCAGAAGGCGCUACGGCAUAAUGCUCUUGGGCUACAACAACUCAUGCUGGUGGUGGGAGGUGGUGGUUUUCUUGCGAAAGUUCUUCCUGAUCAUAGCAGAGGUGCUUCCUUUGUCACCACUACAGCGGUACUUCUUCAUUUCUUGCGUUGCACUCGCUGCGCUCAUUGGCCAAGUUACGGCGAAGCCAAGCGAUCAGCGCUUUGAGGACCUUUUGACCGGUUUGGAAAUGAAGCAGCUUUUGGUGCUAUUGAUCUCCUCCUCACUGUGCAUGAUGACGGCACAGGGCUGGUUGCAGCCCUUUGGGGUAGUUAUUGCGGUAGCAGUGUUGCACGUCCUCUACGUUGCAACUGUGGCCUUCUCCAUGGGGCUCAUCCGUUUAACUGCCGCCGAUGCGCAGACGUUCAAGCGCUGGGAACAGGGCACCCGAGGUUGCCUCAAACGCUUCACCAAGCUACUUGUGACCAUCAAGGACCGGCAAAGUGCGGGGCAGCCAUACGUCGCAUAUGACAACGCCCAUCGUUUUGUUUCGGUGCUGGGCAGUGCUGCUGGGCGAUGCCCAGUUCCACAUUUGCCCAUCGGCCGGCAACUGGGUGAGGCCGGAAGGGCCUCACAGUGGACAUCGCAUAUGCGGCAGGUGAGAUGCAAACUCUCAGAGGUGCCAAGGCAUUUGAAGGACUUCACCUGGGUCUCAUUGCAACAGCGAAGGGCUGUGGCAAGGGAGAUCCUCUUCACCGUGGCCUACAUUGCCAAAAGCUCUGCCGUGAUGAGCUCUUUACUGCUGGACUUUGUGGUGCGAGCAACUUUCCUGAUUGCGGCUGAACAGAGCAGGGAUGCUCAAGAUGAUGACCCACAGGAGGUUGAUAAGCACGCUUGGCAGGAAGCGAAUCGAAGACGCGAUUUGCUCGUGAUAGCAAAGCUGGCAGAGGAGGCGCGUUUGCGAGCUGCGGUGCUUGGGCAGGUGGUGCCUGGAGGCCCAGCUUUGCAAGAGGAGCUGCGCAGUGAGAAGGACGCCGUCAUCAGCUGGGGACACUGGGAUCUUUGCCACGCAGUCCAGCAGCGUUUGCUUAAGGAAGACCGCUCUCUUGAGCCUGAGGACUUCGUGCAUUUGGAGGAAUCGCAAACAAUGGCAUUUGAAGGUGAGCAUGUUCCGACCACACCCACGGCCAAGCAGCUACAGCUACCGAGUGCAGCGGAGAGCGCACGAGCGCUUCCACAUCAUGAAGGACAGGAAAGAGUGCAACAAAAGGUUUACAAGAUGUUCUCCCCCACGAUCUUCCGAAGGGGCUGUACGUUUCAAGAGCUCAAAGAGGCGCUUGUGGUUUUACGCAGCACCCCCUGGGAAGAGCUGCAGUUGUGGUUGGAAUUCUUCGAGCGCGUGUGGUUCCGGGAGUUUCUUGAUAACGACAAGGAAAUACAUCUCAUGGCGGGUACCCACCUGGAGACAGGAGUCGGAGCUACAGCCUCAGAGAUCCUCCAAAGCACCAGCAGGCGCCUUCACGUGAAGCAGCUGGAGCUGGACGAGGUGAACAUCAAGGUUUGCCUCAAAUGGGUGCGCUUUGUCUUGUACUACUACUGCGGUGGCAUCCAGGCCAUGAGCCUUGGCGAUGUCAUGCGGGUCCGGCUUUCCAGGCCCUCGCAGUACCUCAUCAAGGCUGAGAUGGCGGCUUUGGAGAUCACGGAUUCCGAGGAGGGUCACGAGGAGCAGGACUUGGAGCUUCAUCAGUCACUGGAGGUGAUACACCGGACCGUUGAUGAAGACGCACUCAUGCGUGUGGAGCAAGGCCUUGACCUGGCCCUUGCGCGGGGUCUUUCUUUGGAGCCUACUGACCUUGCACUGGAACGUCUUGAGCGAGGAAUUGACUUCGUCCUUGCCAGUGACGAUCCUGAUUGCAUUGGGUUGUAG
Molecule: messenger RNA, 2502 nt
Organism: Durusdinium trenchii
Lineage: Eukaryota; Dinophyceae; Suessiales; Symbiodiniaceae
Source: the annotation of a GenBank genome assembly